AUGACAGUUGUUUUGAGUGAAAAAAUAUUAAUAAUUACCGCAAAUUCUUUGGCGCUUUUCUUAUUAAUAAAAUUAAUGGAUUUAAUGAACUGUUAAAAUUCCAACCAUGAUUCAUAGAGAAUCAAAUAUAUUUGUGUAGAUCCAAUAUGUUAAGUAUAACAAAAGAUUGGUAUUUUACUUAAUGUGACAAGGUUGUGCUGAUUGUUUUUUGGAAGAUCAUGUUACUCAUUAAAGAAGGACUGUUGAAUAAUUUAAUGAUUAAGUGAAACAACAAUUAGAUUCAUUUAAUUAAAUUGAAUUUUAACCUAUUACAAAUACAGUUUAAUUAGAUUUAGAGAAGUAAAUUGAUAAAGAAUUAGAAAAUUGUCUUUCUUGUAUAUAAUAUCGAUUUACAAGCAUUAAAAGUGAUUUGAAAAGUUUGUUAGAUGGUGAGAAUUAAAAAUUACAAGAAAGUUAUAAUGUUUUGUAAUAAAGUAAAAAUCAUGAAUUAGAUUCAUUAAAAAAUGUAAAUGAUUUGCAUUCAAUAAAUUAAGAGGAAUUAAAUGAUUUAGUAAAGUUUUAUUAAGAAGCUUCAAAAAUCUAGAAGAAUUAUAUAAAGGCAUCUGAGAUAUUUUAUGAUGAGAAUUAAAAGAUUAAGUAAAAAAAAUAGAAAUACUUAUGCAAAUUACAAUCAAUAAUGUAAGGACUCAUGAAAGAUUUUAAUGAAUUAAUGGUAACAAAGAAUUUACAAUUUGAUGAUUUUAGUGAAUUUGAGANUUGGAUAUCAUCUUUAAAUAAUUACACAAUUCAUUUGAAUUCAAAUUAGUAUUAAUUAAUAGAUAAUGAUAAUUUGUAAAAUCAAUAUCAUUUUGUUUAUUUUAGGAAUUUGUUUGAGUCUUAAUUAUUAAUUUUUACUUAUUAUCCAUUUAAAUACUUGGUUUGUAUAAUAACCAUACAAGUAUAUAUAAAAAAUCACUUGAUUUAAAUUUUAAAUUCGAAUUUUUAAAUUAUUGAAAUCUUUAAACUUUUAACAAUCCUGUAUUUUAUUUUAAAGAUAGAUGUAUUCAUAAAAAGUAUUUCAAACUAGAAAUGUUUGGAAUGA
Paramecium pentaurelia is the source of this 1081-nucleotide messenger RNA. NCBI's taxonomy places the organism in Eukaryota, Ciliophora, Oligohymenophorea, Peniculida, Parameciidae. The record is from the annotation of a GenBank genome assembly.